GUAUUAAUUUUAACUGAUCCCCAUUUUUCGGUAACGGGCCGUUGGAACUCAUCAGAUUUACAAAUCGUAACUAACUAGGAUUAUUAAGUGGCUAAUAACAAGAGGGUAAAACAUUAUUAAAAACAAAAAAAAAUGUUGAAUAAUAUAGCGACGAGGGAGAGGGAGAGGGAGAGAGAUGGUGAUGAAGAACUCCUCCUCGUACCAGUUGGUGGUGUAGGAGUAGGAGUGCCUGGAAAUGGAGGAGCAGCCUCUAAGACCUUGUCCUCCCCAUCUCCAUCUCUACCACCACCUCCUCCAAUUUGCCAUCAUCACUCUGGCCGUGAGGCAUUUUCUAAAGUCAUUCGUAGCUGGGCUUCGAAGAAGUUUAUGACAGGAUGUGUCAUACUUCUUCCAAUGGCUAUAACAUUCUAUGUAACAUGGGGUUUCAUCCACUUUGUUGAUGGUUUCUUCUCUCCAAUCUAUACUGAACUGGGGAUCAAUAUUUUUGGUCUCGGAUUUGUUACCUCUAUCACCUUCAUCUUCUUAGUUGGAAUUUUCAUGUCAUCCUGGUUGGGAGCUUCGGUUCUUACUCUUGGCGAAUGGUUCAUUAAGAAAAUGCCUCUAGUAAGCUAUAUUUAUGCUGCCUCAAAGCAAAUAAGCACAGCAAUAUCGCCAGACCAGAGCUCUAAUGCUUUCAAGGAAGUGGCUAUUAUAAAACAUCCACGUAUUGGGGAGUAUGCGUUUGGAUUCAUUACUUCUACAGUUGUUCUUCAGAGGAAUGUAGGCGAAGAAGAACUCUGCUGUAUUUAUGUGCCAUCAAACCACCUCUAUAUUGGAGACAUAUUUCUUAUUGAUUCCAAUGAUGUUCUGAGGCCUAAUCUCUCCGUACGAGAAGGGAUUGAAAUUGUUAUCUCUGGGGGUUUGUCAAUACCCCAAAUAUUGACUACAAUGGACGCACAAGCCACCACAAGUGGAAGAAGAAUCGGCAAAGCUAGGAGCAUCAAUAGUAUAAUGGUGAGACUUGAGUAUGGUCAUGGAACAGUGGGAAUGUAUUUGCUAUGAAAUAAGUUUUGGUGUUCAGAAAAAGAGCGUUAACAUUCUGUUAUUAAAAAGGACUUAUUUUAAUUCACUUUGGUUUUCUUUUUCUAACAAAGAAUAUAAAAUAAUAAAGGAAAACAAGUGUAUUAAAUUGAUGUUUCCUAUUAAAUUGCAGUAGGAAGGCAAUGUUAAGCGAAGAAAUGCUGUGUGAAGAAUUAUAUAGAAGAAAAUGGAGUGGAAACCUCGAAUCCAAGUGAGAAGGAACUUUUUCUACGAACCUUUCUACCCUGAAUCUGUACUAUUUUCGUCAUCUACCUAAUUUUAAGUUGCAAUGGUCUCCUAUACUUCGUCCUUUUUGGAAUACAAAAUUGAACAUGAUUUUCAAUUUUUCAAAAAAGAAUGAUGCAUUAUCUCUUCCUUCAAAAUUUCUAGUGUAAUGAAAAUUAUCAAAACUGAUAGCCAAAACUUCGUAAAGAAUUUUGCAUCCACUAAAAUAAUUUUCUGGAAAAGAUAGUUUAAUCCACUAAUUCCCUAAAAUAUCAUCGAUUAAUCCUUAAAAUAAUUAUCAUUCCUUGAUUCUUUCGGCUUGUGAGAAAGUAUCACAAGCACAAAAGAAGCCCAGACAAGCAGCAAAGUGCAAAAACAAUUCUGAAACCCUAAUUCCCCAUAUAAAUAUAGGCUAAUGUUAUUACCAAAAAAAAAAAUGAUCGCAUAAUAAAGCAAAUGAAUUAAAUUAAAACAUCAACCUAUUGUAACCCCGCUCAGGUUUUCUAGUGAACAAAAUAAACAGUACUCUUAACACCGAAAAAAGUACACAAAAUCGCUUAAAGCAGAUUAAAAUAGCUGCUGCUUUGCUGUGGCUGGCUCUAUGAAGGAAAACAAAAGUCCUAGAAGAAAAACCAUAUACAACAGUUCAAAACCAAAAUGUAUUUACAACAGCCUCUUAACUUUUCCUAAUCUUCCACAGUCUGAAUCUCACCCAUCAUGAUCCGGUUACUGACAACAUUAAAUCCCAAAACAGCAGGGCUAACCUUCUUUCCUUUCUUCCCCUUCUUCUUCCCACCUUUCAAGAACCCAUCACCUGCAUUGGCAUCUCGAUCAACAUCUCCAACACUGGCAAAGUCGGAACUCAUGUCUCCAGCACUGAACCCAGUGACAUUUUGAUCAUUUC
Molecule: messenger RNA, 2188 nt
Organism: Cannabis sativa
Lineage: Eukaryota; Viridiplantae; Streptophyta; Magnoliopsida; Rosales; Cannabaceae
Product: protein LIKE COV 1-like
Exons: 6
Coding region: 133-1041 (302 amino acids)
Cellular component (GO): Golgi apparatus
Source: RefSeq, a predicted model, not a curated record